Molecule: messenger RNA, 2218 nt
Organism: Pseudophryne corroboree (corroboree frog)
Lineage: Eukaryota; Metazoa; Chordata; Amphibia; Anura; Myobatrachidae
Gene: SLC16A12
Product: solute carrier family 16 member 12
Exons: 7
Coding region: 352-1755 (467 amino acids)
Biological process (GO): transmembrane transport; monocarboxylic acid transport
Cellular component (GO): plasma membrane
Molecular function (GO): monocarboxylic acid transmembrane transporter activity
Source: RefSeq, a predicted model, not a curated record
CGCAGUGUGCGGGUGCACGGGUGACGUCCUUGCGUCGCCCGCGAUGUGAGGAGCCUGGGCGCUAGUUGGAUCCAGUUUGAUCUAGCCGGCGGUGGCGAUGACAGGAGAAGCAGCCAGCGGGAGGCCAUGCAGCAUGAAAGCAGGAGCGUGACUGUGGGGAGAGGGAGGACUGAAGCUAAGCAGUGUGACAACUUGUCAGAUGGUGAAUCAAAGUAUUCAUAAAAAGCCAGCCUCCCUGGAAUGUCUCUGGAAAUCUGUUGGUCUUUGAAUGUGAACUUAUGUGGACAAAGCAAUUCGGCCAAAUAUCUCUAUAUUUGAGGAGGCAAGUUCGGGCUGGAAAAGACACUGCAGAUGCCAAGCAUGACGCAGCAGAAAUCUUUGCGCACUGCGCCACCUGAUGGCGGCUGGGGGUGGAUGAUUGUGAUUGGCUGCUUUCUUGUUACAGUUUGCACACGUGCCGUUACAAGAUGUAUCUCAAUAUUCUUUGUUGAGUUCCAAAUAUAUUUUGGUCAAGACUAUUCGAGAACAGCUUGGAUACAUUCCAUUGUUGACUGCGCUACUAUGUUAUGUGCCCCCCUUGGAAGCUAUGUGAGUAAUCAUGUCUCAUGUCAAAUGGGAAUCAUUCUCGGUGGGCUACUGGCUUCCACGGGACUCAUCCUCAGUUCGUUUGCUACAAGCCUGGAGUACCUCUACCUCACACUCGGAGUCCUCACAGGUCUUGGAUUUGCACUUUGCUACAGUCCUGCCAUUGCCAUGGUGGGAAAGUACUUUAACAAGAGAAAAGCCUUGGCCUAUGGAAUUGCCAUGUCUGGAAGUGGGAUCGGCACCUUUAUUUUAGCCCCUGUGGUUCAGCUGCUAAUUGAACAGUUUUCCUGGCGCGGAGCAUUACUCAUCCUUGGCGGUUUUGUUGCCAAUCUUUGUGUCUGUGGUGCUUUAAUGCGACCUAUAAACCUGAAGGAGCACAGCUCAAAUGAGCCAAAGGAAAGCAACAUUCCAUCUUCCACAUGUUCACCUCUGAGUCAAGAAUGCACUCACAAGAGUUUAUGUUACUGUUCUCAAAAGGAGUAUAGCUUCCUGCUGAAACCAAACUUCAUCAUACUAGCCAUAUCCUUCCUAUUUCUAGCAUAUGGAUGCAGCCCUCCAUUUGUCUACCUAGUGCCCUAUGCUCUCAGUGUUGGCGUGAGCCACCAACAAGCUGCCUUCUUAAUGUCUAUUCUUGGCGUGAUAGACAUUGUUGGUAAUAUCACCUUUGGAUGGCUCACCGACAGAAGGUUCCUGAAAAAGCACCGAUACAUAUGCUACCUCAUAGCAGUGGCAAUGGACGGCCUGAGCUGCCUUUUCCUUCCAGUUCUAACGUGCUUCCAAUUACUUGUGCCUUUCUCUGUUACAUUUGGUUAUUUUGAUGGUGCCUAUGUGGCUUUGAUUCCUGUUGUGACCGGGGAUGUUGUGGGUACAGCCAGUCUAUCAUCUGCCCUUGGUGUGGUGUUCUUUCUCCAUGCAGUUCCGUACUUGGUGAGCCCACCGAUAUCAGGGUGGCUGGUGGACACAACUGGGAACUAUACAGCCGCAUUCCUGUUGAGUGGAUUUUCUAUGAUUUUUUGUGCUGUCUUACUAGCUGUUGCCAAACUGAUACAGAAGAUAAAACGCAGAGAGCUGACACUGACUGUGCCAGCCACUGAAACCAAGCAAGAGAUCUGGACUAAUGGAGACAUGUCCUGUCCAGUCACUGAAGAAUGUAACCACAAAGAGGUUUAGAUGAAAAAAGGUUUAACAUUUGUCAGUGACUAGAGAGGCCUAGAUUCUUGAAAUUAGGCAGAACAUGAGAAAUCAGCAAAGCCUAUUCUGUACUGUAAUAAUAGACUAUGACAAAUACCAUCCAUCGGCUUUCAAACAGAAACUUACAGUCUUGUGACAAAGGAAUUUACAGCUUGUGAAUGUCCAUAUUGCAUAUCACAUGCAGAAAACCUGCACUUUAUAAGGAGCGUUCUAGAAAACUUUAUGAACUGUCUGGCGUACUCCUUUAUCAGGAGUAGAUUUUUGGAAUAUGAAAAAGUAUAUUUUAAUUUGAAAUACUACAGUGAGCAGUCCUUUGUUGAUGUGAGAAUGUUUUCAAUGCAAUGCAUUUAGAAGAUAAGCUAUGAACUUGUCAGUCUUCACUACUGGAACAUGACUAAGCUUUAUUUUGUUUGAAAUUAGAAUGUGGACUACUUAAAUCAGU